Messenger RNA from Teleopsis dalmanni, 1857 nucleotides. RefSeq lists its product as uncharacterized. Gene Ontology annotation, cellular component: membrane. The record is from RefSeq and is a predicted model, not a curated record. The transcript is spliced from 4 exons. Bases 1 to 1857 code for a protein of 618 amino acids. Lineage: Eukaryota; Metazoa; Arthropoda; Insecta; Diptera; Diopsidae. Gene Ontology annotation, molecular function: glutamate-gated receptor activity.
AUGACCGUGCUGGAAAAUAUGAUUGAAAAUACAAAUCCCACGGGUAACCUAUCAUUGGUCUUAUCAACCGUUUGGAUUAUUGUAAAUAGUUAUGCAAAGUCCACAACUAGUUCCAUAUCAUUUGGCCAAUUUGCCUCAAAUGAUAAAAGUUAUUUUUAUCACAACGAUCUGAUUGAAGAAAUAUUGAAACGUGCCAAUCAACAUGAAAAUGGCAUGAGUAUAAAAUUCUUCAUAGGCGAUGGAAAUGUUUAUGAGAUCAAUGACGAUGGAAAUGAAACUGAAUCAAACCAUUUACUAACUGAAGAAGAACUUUUCAUGUAUAAUUUUCGAAAUAAAGACAAAGGAAUCUGGUUAAUUGAUAGUUUGAAGGCCUUCAACCAGUUGGAAGAUACUUUGCAAAGGACACACAACUAUUUUCAACGCAACGGUUUAUUUACAAUUAUUUACACUGGCAGUGAAUUAGAGCGAUACCGUAAUAUUAGAAAAAUGUUUCGUCGAUUAUUUUAUAUAUACGUCACAAAUAUAAAUAUAUUGAUUCUCACUAAGAAGACAGUGGAGGUGUACACAUAUUUUCCAUUCAAUUCAAAAGUUUGCCAUUCCUCCGUUCCUGAGUUAUAUGUUACUUUUGAAGGAAUUCUUGAAAGAGAGAACUUCAGACUACCAAAAAAAUAUUUUCCAGAUAAACUUUUAAACAUGCAUGGUUGCCAGUUAGUAGUUACUACUUGGCACGAUCCACCUUUCGUUUUUAUCGAUUAUUUUAACAAAAGCGGUAAUAUUCUACGUAUACAUGGAAUCGAAGGAAACCUACUUACAUUUAUUGCAGAAAAAUUAAAUUUUACAAUUCGCAUACUUGAGCCACCAGAAAGAGAUCACGGUGUCGUAACAGAGAAUGGUACAGUGACUGGUGCUAUGAAGAUGAUAGUGGAUGGUACCUCAAAUAUAACUAUGGCUAGCUUUUUGUACAAUAAAAUGCGCGCAGAUGCUAUGCAGGCAGCAUAUUCUUACAUAAGUUGUUCUUUAAUGUUAACAAUACCUAAAGGACAUCAAUUGUCACCUUUUAAACGUCUAACAAAACCAUUUAGUUACAUUAUAUGGAUUGGCCUAAAAACAAACCGCAUACCAUUCACAAAUCUAUGGAGCACAUUAUAUGGUAUAAGUAUACAUAAUAGGUUGCCAAAAAAAAAUUUUGCUCGCUAUACAUUGGCGAUUUGGCUUAUUUAUACGCUUGUGUUACGCAAUGCAUACCUAAGCGAAUUAUACAGUAUUUUACAAGAUGGACGUACACUUACUUCACUUGACACUAUACAAGAAGUAGUAGAACAAAAUUAUACUUUUUAUACAACCCAGCCAUUAGUCACAAUGUUAAAAGCAUCAAUUAAAUCGGUUAAGUUAAAACUUGCUGACUCAUUUGACGAUUUAUCAAGGAAUGUACAUAAUCACUUAUUCCUAAAGGAUGAGAGUUUAGUGGUGCCUCUAAUGGCCCCUUACAUACUUGCUUAUAACCAAAAUAAGAGUAACCAUGCUCAUCCUCUAAAUGUGCUACAUGAAAAACUAACCAUGGUCCCAAUAACAUUGUAUAUGAGAAAACAUUCAUAUUUGCUGUAUAAAUUUAAUGAAAUCAUCACUUUUUUGAUGUCUUCUGGUUUCAUAAGAAAGUUCGAAGAUGUUUACUUGGAUACCAAAUAUUUGGUUAAGAAGGAGUUCCACAUGCCAAUAGCACUUUCGUUUUGGUUACUUUUUGGAUUAUUCACUAUUUAUAUUUUUCUAUUGCUGCUAUGUACAUUUGUUUUUUUCUUAGAACUUUGGUCAACAAGAUCACCUAUAGUUAAAGCUGUGCUCGAUUUAUUUAAUAGUUAA